Molecule: messenger RNA, 1488 nt
Organism: Papilio xuthus (Asian swallowtail)
Lineage: Eukaryota; Metazoa; Arthropoda; Insecta; Lepidoptera; Papilionidae
Gene: Jabba
Product: jabba
Exons: 8
Coding region: 264-1295 (343 amino acids)
Source: RefSeq, a predicted model, not a curated record
UGAAGAGUGUAGACGAUUUUCUAUAAUUUGCUUUGCAGUUUUAAUUUUGCAUACAUUCGUAAAUUUUGCGUAUAUCUCGCUUUGUUCGGAUCUAAUUACAUUUAGCUUAUUUACAUAACACAUGCAUUAAGAUAUUUUUCGAGAAAGCAGUUCACGCAACAAGUGAAUAGCUGUAAGAUAUUGAUUGCGGUGAUGAUCAACAGUCGAAACAUUUAAGAUUGCGUUUCUCAGCUUUCAAGCUGUGCCACAACUAAAUCGAAACCAUGGAGGUGUUAGGAUUUAUCCAGGAGAUGCUACACAGUGUAGCGGAAUACGCAGCCAGCUACCGACUCGGACAAAGUGUGCUCCGUCAGGCCGACAGACUGCUGUGGACCAUAGAGAAGACCGCACGAUGGGCUGUGCCCCCACCCUUGGAUCAAGAUGAACGUCCACAGCCAGAAUUAAUUCGUCCCUUACCCUGGGUGUUCUUCCUGAUGCUGCUUGUUGUACUCAGAGUCACUAGGGAGUCAAUCUCUCUUAUCAACUUGGUAUUGGGCAAACCGCCUUUGAGAUCAGCUGAUGUGGUCACAUAUGUCCAAGGCAAGCGUCGCUACCUUCGAACUCUGAAGUACCAGGGUAGCAGAGCGAUGCGCGCGCGUAGCACCGCGCAGCCGACCUCCUGGUGCAGCAGUGUGCAAUCGCUAUUCGAGUUCACAAUGUGCUUCCGACGUCGACACAACUAUGAUAAUAAUAAUACAACGCGAGUCAGCAACAAUGAUGAAGUCCUGGUGGUGAAACGCAACAAGCAUGGCACACAGGAAGCUAGUCUGGUGGCCUCUACCAGCGAGACGACUAUGGAGAGGCUCAUUGAGAAAAUGAUAGUCGAUCUGCAAGCUGACUCUGAUGAUGACUCCAGCUACACAUUGACCAAUCCAAUGAGCGCAAAAAGCGACCAGUCCGCUGACGAUGCUGAUUCUGAGCAAGAAGAGAUUCAAAAUGACGUCUCCAAUAAGAAUAAACAUCAAAAUGACAGCUGUCAAAGUAAUACGCCAAACAAUGAAAAUAACAUAGACAAGUUGAACCAUAGAGAUUCUGCGACAAACGAGGAUAGAUGUGAAGAGAAUAAUUUAAUGUCAUCAGAAAUGGCGGAAAAGGAUGUAAGUUUUCGAUUACUUCAGAGUGAAAGAAGCAUUCAGCACAAUAAUAAAGAAGAGCUUUCGACGCAUAAGCCUGGUAUGGCGAAUGGUAAGAAAUUGUACACCACACUGAGUUCAGAUAAAGAAUGCCAGAUAAAAUCAUCCAACAAAAGCCCUUGAAAUCCUUGAUGCGGGAAAGAUUUUACAUUUUACUAUGUAAGAGUAAUUUUUUACUAAAUAUUAUUGGGAUUUGGCAACGAUUAAUGGAAUAUUGUGUAGUAACUUCAGAAAUUAACAACAUUAAUGAGCAAAAAAACCUUUUAAAAGACUGUAAAUCAAAUGAUUCUUAAAAAAACACUGAAUUGGAUUUGGU